GCGCGGGGACCCUGAGACCGAGCCGCGCCGCCAGCGGGCUGGGUGCGGGAGCGAUGGGGGUCCCCGAGGCGACUGUGCGGGACCUGCGCCGACGCCGCGGUGCGGGCGCUCAGGGUGCGGGUAGACGCGCCGGCGCGCGGUGCGGAGCGCGGAGGGCGCUCGGCUGAGCGGGGAGCGGGGUCCAGGGCGCAGCACCAGGCGCGCCGGCGCGGGGCGCGGAGGGCGCUCGGCUGAGCGGGACGCGGGGAGCGGGGGUCCCGGGCGCAGCGCGAGGCGCACGGGUGCGGGGCGUGGUGCGUGCCCGGAGCGGACGCGGGCCGGCGCGGGAAAGCUGCAGGGCGGGGCGGCGCGGUUAUUGGCCACGCGCAGGGAGAAGGGUCGCGCUCCGUGUUCUCCUCCCGCCAGCUCCCGCUCGCCUCAUUCUGUCUAAGCAGAACAACUUCGCGGACUGUGGCGCUCGCCCAUCAUGGGUGUUCCAGGUCCUCUGGCACCUUUCUUCUGAGAACGACCCGGGCUUCGAACAUCUGAGCAGGGGACGGAGGCCCGAAGCAGCCGCUCCGGCCGGUGCCCGCUCCUCCCGCCCGCGCGCGCCGCCCCCAGCUGCCCGGAUGCCGGCGCCCCGCGGGCCGCUGCUGACCAUGCCCGGGCGCCGGGGGGCGCUGCGCGAGCCGGCGGGCUGCGGGUCCUGCCUGGGGGCGGCGCUGGCCCUGCUUCUGCUGCUGCUGCCCGCCUGCUGCCCGGUGCGGGCGCAGAACGACACGGAGCCCAUCGUCCUGGAGGGCAAGUGCCUGGUGGUGUGCGACUCGAGCCCGUCGGCGGACGGCGCCGUCACCUCCUCGCUGGGCAUCUCCGUGCGCUCGGGCAGCGCCAAGGUGGCCUUCUCCGCCACGCGGAGCACCAACCACGAGCCGUCCGAGAUGAGCAAUCGCACCAUGACCAUCUACUUCGACCAGGUAUUAGUAAACAUCGGCAACCACUUUGAUCUUGCCUCCAGUAUAUUUGUAGCACCAAGAAAAGGAAUUUAUAGCUUCAGCUUCCACGUGGUCAAAGUGUAUAAUAGACAAACCAUCCAGGUCAGUUUAAUGCAGAAUGGCUACCCAGUGAUCUCAGCAUUUGCGGGAGACCAGGAUGUUACCAGAGAAGCUGCUAGUAAUGGCGUCCUGCUGCUCAUGGAAAGGGAGGACAAAGUGCACCUCAAACUGGAGAGGGGCAACCUCAUGGGGGGCUGGAAAUACUCCACAUUCUCUGGCUUCUUGGUUUUUCCUCUAUAAACACAGAGCCCCCUGGAUGGUGGGAAAAUUGCAAUCUGGACCCAGGAAUCCACCCUUCAAAACACCCUGAACUUGCCCUCAUAGGACAAACUGUUUCCAACCUCCAUCAGACAGUUGCGGUAGAAGAAUGAUUUCUUUAUAAAUCUUCAGUAUUUUUUUUUUUUGAAUAUUGACAAUUUCUCGAGAACCUGGCCUCUAAUUAGUUUUAGACGACAACGUCUUAAGGAGAAAUGAAAUUAUCGAUUUGAGCAAUUUGUACCUGUGAUUGUAAAGUCAAUAUCGGAUUUUAUUGUUGGGACCACUGACUUACAUUUUUUUCUGUUUGUACGUUGUAUUGUUGUCCCAAUGCAAGGAGUGCCGCUGGCCCAGGAUGGAUUGUAGGUUGCAGUCAGGGCUCAGAGUGAGAGCCCAGCAAAGAAUAGCCGUCAGGACAGUCCUUGCCAUGUGUUUGGUAUGAGUCUGUAUAGCCUUAAGAAAAAGAAUGGCUUCCCUUUCAUUCUGUAUUUUUCUCCCCACUGGGUGGACGGGAGGACUGGGGAGGGGGCUGGGGACAUUGUGAACCUGUCAAGAAGUGCUUUAUCUAGAGAAGCAAAUUUUGCACGAUUGGACUG
Molecule: messenger RNA, 1882 nt
Organism: Nycticebus coucang (slow loris)
Lineage: Eukaryota; Metazoa; Chordata; Mammalia; Primates; Lorisidae
Gene: CBLN2
Product: cerebellin 2 precursor
Exons: 4
Coding region: 609-1271 (220 amino acids)
Molecular function (GO): protein binding
Source: RefSeq, a predicted model, not a curated record